ACAGACUAGCCCAUCCCUCUCCUCGGCCCUGCCCUUCCCCUCUUCGCCAAUUCAUUCCCCACGCAAAGCAAAGCCCUAACCCGCCGGAGCAGCAGCAGCAGCGACCGACCGGCGAGGCGCGGGACCGACGGCGGCCGGCGGUAAGAGCAGUUUUGAGCCAAGCACAUGUCCAAGGCACGCAAUGCUUUAGUUGCCACUGGCUUGUUGAUCUUUGCUGGUUCAGGCCUGGCGUUUCCCUUCUUUUUCGUCAAAUCGAAGAACAAACCUAUUAUUGAUUCGUCGAAGCCUCUGCCACCGCAGGCUACUUUCCGAGGACCGUAUGUGAACACCGGAUCACGCGACAUAGGGCCUGAUCCUACCGAGUACCCCAAGAAGUGAUGUUCCCUCGUGUUAUCUCUUAUGGGCAGAAAACCAUUGUAACCUGUAAUGCUGAUUUAUUAUUAGCGAGAUAAUCAUCUUGUGAUGUUGGGCAACGCAUUGCAGUGGUAGAUUAGUUCCUGGUAUUCUGUGCAGAAUGCUUCUAUAUAUAGUCCUUCAUGAUUCCUCCCAGCAUCAGUAUUUACGAUCUAAAGAUCUCAGCUAAUCUCUAGCGGCUCUAAAGUGUUCUUUGCUUGGAGAAUCCACAUGGAAUUGAGGUGGAAGAUGCAUGAGCGUCGACCGUACCACCGCUGUAAAGACUAUAUUAGCUUUGAAUAAUGUUGGGGCACAUGCUGACGUUGUUCUGAUUGGCUUAACUUUGA
Messenger RNA from Brachypodium distachyon (stiff brome), 740 nucleotides. RefSeq lists its product as uncharacterized. Bases 166 to 378 code for a protein of 70 amino acids. The transcript has 3 exons. Lineage: Eukaryota; Viridiplantae; Streptophyta; Magnoliopsida; Poales; Poaceae. The record is from RefSeq and is a predicted model, not a curated record.